AUGCGCGCCUCGCUCUCGGAGGGGACUGGCCCUGGCAGCAUCGGCGGGAGCAGCAGCAGCCGCGGAUCCUCGCGUCAUAGCUCGUUUGGGACUGCCGAUGGCGCCGGGAUGGGCCCCGGCGUGCGCUACAAUCCGUUCGCGAGUGCGGGCCGUCCGCGACUUAUGCACCGCGCGAGCGUCCCGACUGCAAUCCACGCGUCGGUGCCAUUGCAUAUGUCGGGGCAAGGGCAACAAGGGGAGCAACAGCAACAGCAGCAGCAGCAGGGGGAGUUUGUCCAAUGGACGAAUCCAGACCCCUUCGCGCCAGGCGGCAGCAACGGCGGCGACGUGCGCAGCUCCGCGGACACGGCUCGUGCGGGCAGCGCGGACAGCGACACGCUCGCAUUCUACAUGCCCGAGCGGGGCUACGCGCUCGACCCAUCCGCGUCUGCGUCCGCGUCUCCCGACCCGGUGGCGUUCGAGUAUGAUUACGGACCUCAUCAACAUCAUCAUGAGCCCGUGCACGGCCAGCUCCAUCAGCACGGUCAGCAUGGCUAUCAUGGCGGAGUUGGGGCGGACAUGAGCAUGGGCAUGAACAUGGGCAUGGGCGCCGAGGGAUACGAGAUCUCGCAUGAGCUUGGGUCGUACCAGUUCCCGGCGCCGCCGGCACAUUCUCAACAUGAUCAGCAGCACGGUCAAGGUCAAGGCCAGCUGCAGAUGCCGCGCGCCAAGAUCGAGGAGAAUGAAGUUGACAUGGAGUACCCAUCGCCCGGGCUCGGCGGCGGGCUCGAAUCCACAGGUAUAGGAGGCGGUCUUGGUAUCGGAGGUGGUGGAUUAGGCGUUCUCAGCGGCCUCAGCGGUCUAGGAGGCCUCGGCGGGGAUGCUGGGACGGAGGUGGGGGCGGGGCGGGGGUCGCUGGGCUCGAUCGCAUCGGUGACAUACAGCGAGAGUACGAGCAGCAGCAAUGGCGCGGGCCCGUAUCUCUCGGACCUGAGCGAGAUGGACCCGUAUUCGAGGCGGGGCUCGUGUUUGGCGAUCGGUUCUGUGUCGUGUGCUCGUGUUUGCGUUAUUUCGAUGCGAAGUCACUGGGUGCAUGCGUCGUCGUGCGUUGUGCGUUUCCACCCUUCCACGGCCUGCGCUUCUUGCGCUUCCGCGCAGCCCAUUGUGUCGGGUCGCCCGGAGCCUCGGUCUCGCGUUUGUUUAUUAUUUUUUGCCACUUUUUGUUCUCAUGCCUCCGUCUUCGUGUCCCUUGCACCCCCUGGCGCGCAGGGGCAGAGGCGGAGCGUGUCCACGAGCGACAUGUUCUCAGGGCUGCGCGUCGACUGCCCACCUGACGAGCGCGCGCCACAACACCCGCAGCAGCAUCUGCACCCGCAUUCGCACCAGCAGCAGCAACAGGACCUGCACGACCCGCGCGACGCGGACCGCAGCUACCCGUCCUACGCACACGCACACGCCCAUGGUCAUGGGCAGGACGACGGGGCCGGCACCGCGACGUACCCAUCUCCGGCGUCGACGACGAGCGGGAGAGCGGAGCCGAUGCUGAUGCAUCAGCAGCAGUACGCGCUGUCCUCGAGCGAGCUGGCGUACGCGCUGCAGCCGCAUUUAAGCGACGAGUCGGUGAGUUGA
Messenger RNA from Heterobasidion irregulare TC 32-1, 1608 nucleotides. RefSeq lists its product as uncharacterized. Bases 1 to 1608 code for a protein of 535 amino acids. The record is from RefSeq and is a predicted model, not a curated record. NCBI's taxonomy places the organism in Eukaryota, Fungi, Basidiomycota, Agaricomycetes, Russulales, Bondarzewiaceae. The transcript is spliced from 3 exons.